Molecule: messenger RNA, 540 nt
Organism: Balaenoptera musculus (blue whale)
Lineage: Eukaryota; Metazoa; Chordata; Mammalia; Artiodactyla; Balaenopteridae
Product: 28S ribosomal protein S14, mitochondrial-like
Exons: 3
Coding region: 1-540 (179 amino acids)
Biological process (GO): translation
Cellular component (GO): ribosome; mitochondrial small ribosomal subunit
Molecular function (GO): structural constituent of ribosome
Source: RefSeq, a predicted model, not a curated record
AUGCGUUUUCUGCAGCCACAAGUAAAGCAGUCUCUUCUGGUGCUGACGGCCAGCCACCAUCAUCUGAGGAAGGUGAAUUUGGCAAAUGACAUGCAGAUUCUCAAAGACAGAAUAACUGCAGAAAAUCUUCAAAGCCUUAAUUGUUGGGACAACAUAGCGGCCUCCAUGCUCGGCUCUCUGCUGCGGACCAUCCGGCAGGUUGUUCCUUCAUCAGCUUCAGGCCAAGUUCGAAGUUACUAUGUAGACUGGAAAAUGUUGCGUGAUGUGAAGAGAAGAAAAAUGGCCUAUGAGUAUGUAGAUGAGAGGCUACACAUCCAUUCUCUCAGGAAGAAUACCAUUCUGCCAAAAGACCUUCAGGAAGUGGCUGAUGAAGAAAUUGCUGCCCUUCCCCGGGACAGCUGUUGCAUUAGAAUCACAAAUCGGUGUCUUACGACGUCCCGUCCACAAGGUGUAAGGCGGCGCUGGAGGCUUAGUCAUAUCUUCUUCUAUCACUUAGCCGACCAUGGGCAACUGUCUGGGGUGCAGCGAGCAAUGUGGUAA